Bombus terrestris (buff-tailed bumblebee) is the source of this 3401-nucleotide messenger RNA. It is a transcript of the gene Dok, whose product is annotated as docking protein 1. The record is from RefSeq and is a predicted model, not a curated record. Gene Ontology annotation, cellular component: cytoplasm. The transcript has 3 exons. Gene Ontology annotation, biological process: positive regulation of MAPK cascade; cell surface receptor protein tyrosine kinase signaling pathway. NCBI's taxonomy places the organism in Eukaryota, Metazoa, Arthropoda, Insecta, Hymenoptera, Apidae. Bases 418 to 2091 code for a protein of 557 amino acids.
CGUGCAUGCCUCUAUUACCCGACAGUUGGCUCCGAAUGUGUCGGGAAUCAUGUAAGAACAGUACAAUCCGUGUCGUUAUAUACCAUACACGACGUAUCCGUGCAACACGUACACAUAGAGACGAACGAAUAUUUUUCUCCUCGGCAAAUCUAGUCGACGUUAAAGACGUCGGGCUUAAAGCUUUUGUGAAAUGUCAAGCACCGUACAUUAUAAUGGGUUGAAUGUGUUCGGGAAAACUGUCAAACUAAACGUAAACGAUAGAGCACCAUUCGAAAGCAGAGGCGAACCAGUGAGAGGAAUAGCACGGACGGGAAAAAGUGGGAGUGAAAGUGGAAAAAUUCACUUUUUCAAAAUUAUACGAGGAGCAAAGGCACGUUCCUAGUAAUACGUGAGGCUGCUGAUGUUUCGCAAAAAACGAUGGAGCCCGAGGAACCUCUGUUACAAGGGAUCCUGCUGUUACCACCGCAGGGAAUGUUAGGCCAGCUCAAGAAAUCUUGGCACAAAAGAUUCUGUCAGCUGUUUAGGACUAGUAACUAUGGGAUCAAACGUGUAGAAAUUUAUGACAAUCAAGAAGAAGCUAUAUUGCAGUUACAUGCUCCUCGCAUCAUCACGUUAGAUGCAUGCAUUAAAAUAGCACCUAGCAAUCAGUCACAUGUAUUUAUUGUUGUGACUAAAUCAGGAAUUCAUUAUUUUGGAUGCUAUUCGGAAUCUGAUAUGAGUCAUUGGAUCACUGCAUUCCAAUUAGUAGCAUUUAAAGAUAGCGUGUCUAAUCAAACAAUAGAGGAGAACAACGACCUGUACUGUACCAGUGGAGAAGGAGUAUUUUCUGUGAAAGUGGUAGAGACAGAUGCAUCUAAGCGAUGUGGUUUAGAAACUAGAAACUAUACACUUGUAGUAGCUGCAGUUGAUAUUAAAUUAAUGGAUGGGGAUGUAGUUCUAUUUACUUGGCCAUAUCGAUAUAUCAGAAGAUAUGGUUACAAAGAUGGAAAAUUUAUUUUUGAAGCAGGACGAAAAUGUGAAUCUGGAGAAGGUUCUUUUCGCUUGGAACACAGCAGUCAACAAGAAAUUUUUCGUUGUAUGUAUUCCAAGAUGAGGUCAAUGAAAAAGUUAAUGCAUGAAGAAAAUAGUGCAAACAUUGACUGUAAUGAUGCUCAAUAUCACGCAGCCUUAUCGAUGGAAGCUGGAUCUAGAGCAGCCUUACCCCCUUCUCCAAAUAGUUCUGCUAACUUAAUCGAUAUUGAUUUUUCACCGCAAAAUUCACAGAAACAGUCGACUUCAUCAUCUAAUUUAGAUACUAGUUCAUCUUCUAAACCGUCUUUGUGUAUCGGUAAACCGAAACCCGCGAAACCACCGCGAAAAUACGUUUUCACCAGUUUGUUAGACAAAAAAAGCGUAGAUACCGAAGUAUCAGAGUUGCCUGCCUGUGGAGAAUACAAAGCAUUAAAUCGCGAUAAUUCGCCAGAGAUGUCUCAAAAAACGAUAGGAAGUUCCAUAUUAGAUGACGAAGAAAGACAUCCUUACGACCUAGUAGAAGUAAGAAAUGAUGCAUGGAAAACUCAUGGUAUUGACAAUAUACAUCACACAGAGAGAUUAAACUCGUUGUUGCAUAGUGAUAAAGACAAAGAAAACGAAGAUGAUUUCCAAUAUGAAACGAUGAUGCCUGUUAUAUCGUCCCAAAGCUCUUCAAAGAGUAAGUCUAGUAUUACAGAUAGUCCAGUGACUUCAACAACUAAUCAUGUACCCAAUGAUGAAUCUGAUUACGACAAAUUGGAGCAUUUUGGUUCUGCAACUAAAAUUACUCAAAAGGGCACAUUCAAAUUUGGAAACUUUAAUAGCAUGUCCCAAAAUUCACAUUCAAAUGUAUCUUUAAAUACUUCUGUUGCUGAUACCAGUACUGCAUGGUCCAAUUAUGAUAUUGUUGAAGAUAUGUCUGCUGUUAGAUUAGCAGAUGAUAGUCAUCUUGGAUAUGGUGUUAUUAGAAAGAAAACAAAUCAGUCUGAUACUGCAUCUACAAGCAGUAAUAUGGGUCCAAAGCAUAAAGUCUUUAAUAAUAGUGAAUAUGCAAUUGUGUCAAAACCAAAAAGGGUAUAAAAAAUCAAAAAUAAUUUCAGUUAAUAGCGACUACACAAAUAUAUUAAUUAUUUCUGCUCCAGAGAUUCUUAGUUCCCGAAAAUAAUAAUGAAAUACUAGUCUACAGUAUGACUAGGGUAAGCUGAUUUUUAUUGUGCUAAAUAAUGACAAAAAUAAACAUGUCAAUAUUUUAUAAUAUUAUAAAAGUGCAGAAGUGAAAUGACAUAUUUUUGUGCAAAGAUUAGUUUAAGAAGUACUAGUCUAUGUAAUCACUGUCAAUUAUGUAAGAAUAAUUUUUAGAGGCAAGAUGAUUUUACACAUUUUAAUAAUAUUUAAAAUAUAUUAUUCAACAAAUAUUAAAUGCUAGUUUAUCAAUAUUAUAAAUCUGAAAAAAUUGUCACUAGUAUUUCAAAAAUAUCAAAAUGACUGAUUGCAAUGAAAAGAUACAGUACCUUAUAUCACAAAACAUAGUCUGAUAACAAAGUCAAGCAGAAUUUGGAAAUUAACUUUGCAUGUCAUUCCAAUAUCUGGUGUACUUAGAGAUUUUUAAUGUUAUUAAUAUCAAUAAUAUUAUCACCAUAAUUAAUUAUUCAUAGUCCAUUAUUAUAAUACUAUUGCAAGUUGGACAGAAGUAAUGCCUUCAGAGAUGUUUAAAGUUUACAAUAGAAAUUUUUAAAGAUAUAGGAUUUACAUAUGCAUGAUAAGGAAAAAGCAAUAAAUCAUUCCUUUUGUUUUUAAUACUAUAUACGUACAUAUUUUACAUAUAUAUAUUUGUAUUAUACAUAUAUACACAUUUAUAAAAGAUUUAAUUAUCAUCUAUAUAUUUCACUGUUAGUAAGAAAAGACAUUUUUAUAACAAAAUAUAAUAUGUAUAUGUACAUAUUAUUUGAUAUACACAGAGAAGUAUUCAAUGCAUAACACAAUUAGAAAUUUGCCAUAUAAUUUCUACAUGUGCCAAGAUCUGUCAUUUCUUUAAAUGAAAUUAAAUGUUAUUGAUAUUAGAUAUAUAAUAUCUAAAUUUGUUUUCGUAAAAAAAAAAAUACAUGUAUAUUUAAUACUCUGAAUGAAGAAGCAAAUCUUACAGAAUUUGCAUCAUCUGAUCUGAGGAACUUUGUUCAAGAAUAUAUAUUUUUUACCAAAUUGUAUAUAUUAGAAAUAUUAUUUACAUGUAAUAUACAAACGCACAGUAGAAACAAUGCUGUUCUUUUUUAGCAAUUCUAACAUGAAGGAUCAAAAAACAUUUAAGUCUUUCUAUAUCAACCAAACUUUGGAUAUUAUUGUUUCUCCAUAAUUAUAACAUAGCAUAAAAAAUACACAUAGUCUACAAUAAA